Messenger RNA from Acanthamoeba castellanii str. Neff, 2907 nucleotides. Its product is annotated as EGFlike domain containing protein. The annotation marks the transcript as partial. Gene Ontology annotation, molecular function: carbohydrate binding. The transcript is spliced from 9 exons. NCBI's taxonomy places the organism in Eukaryota, Discosea, Longamoebia, Acanthamoebidae. The record is from RefSeq and is a predicted model, not a curated record.
AUGGACUCCGAUUCUACCGAGGAGUGGGCCUGGACGUUCAAGAUCGGGGACCAAAGCGUGUGUUUGACCGGAAACUCGGGCGAUUCGCUGCCGUGGCAGUCGGCAGUCUCACAGAGCAUCGACUUCUCGUCAUCCAAGGCCCAGAUAAGGCUGAAUAUCGACGCCUGGGAGAAGGACGCCCCAGGACCCCUGUGCACGUGGGAGCAUGCCGACUCCGCCAGGCAACGCAUACUGGGAAACGUUGAUUUGAAUCUGGCCUCUCUCACCUUCGACGAAACGCCCGUAUCCUGGACGAAAACGCUGGACUUCAUAGACAGGUCAUACCUGUCGGGCGAUCAGAAAUGUUCCACGACUGUUGGAGGCCAGAUCCGCAAGCGCGACACCAACUACAUGAACGGAGGACCUCUCGUCAAGGAAGUCCUUCUCUAUACCAACAACGGGUUGCAGCUCCUCAUCAGAGGAACGGACUUGAAUCCUGAUCCGCAGGAGCAGCCCGUGGUGCAGGUCACGGGUAUCUCGUGUACCCUGGUCUCGCCUGAGUCGGCCCCCUCCGCAACGCUCGAGCUGCAGGUGCAGGUGCAGACGAGACUCGGCCUCUCGCGCUCCGCCAAGGCCUCCUUCCCAGCGUGCCCGGCAGGGGACUGCCAGAACGGGGGCGUCUGCUGGUGGAACAAGGGCAGGGCCACUACCUUGUGCAUGUGCCCCGAGGACUACUACGGCGACCAUUGCCAAUACGUCGUGUCUCCGGAUGAACCGCAACUCCAGGCCACGGCGCCCCUUGGCGGCGACUACACUCUGGAGGGGGAGACGGUGAUAGCCUUGAUUGGCGAGGUUAUCCCCAGGGCAUCUCUUUCAAUGUCCGCCCACUGCCUGAUCACAAGCGGCACGCCCGCCGAAUACGAGGUUAAGGACGGGCAAUUGAUUGAACACGGUACCGAAGUAUGGAAGGGUCCGGUGACGCCCUAUGACGGCCGAAUUGUUGCCCAGUCGGAGUCGCGCACCAUCUCUGGCCUGUGCAUCAUGCCCGCCCACCACCUGGCGGCCUACGCGCGCGCCCAACCGUCUAAUGACGUCCCAAGGCACCUCAAGGUGGGCGUCGUGUGGCAGUCCAACCUGGCCGCCCAGAACAGGUCGAGCAAGUUCAAGGGCAUCUUCAUGUUUUACGGGUCGCUCAAUUUGAAGAGCUCGAUCGUGGAGGCUAAGCGCAACCAAGGUGACCAAGAAGGGAUACGGAUGGGCAGCGAGCAGAGCGUGCGCGUGAGCCUGUGCGACGCGGACGGGAACAACCGGGUGGGCGGCGAGGACGCCGACCUGUUCUUCCUCGACUUUUUCGCCGGCCCUUCGCUCCAGCCCCAGGUGGGGGUGAACGGAGGCGUGGCCAAGCAGUUCAAAUACUCGGAGUGCCUUAAGCAAAGUCAGAACCCGACAUGCGCCUAUUACGAGUUCAUCGUGUCGUUCGACUUUGCCGGCACCUACAAGGCCCAUGUGCUGGCCUUCAACCAGACCACCCAGCUCGUACAGAUACAGGAGGAUCUGGUGUUCAACGUUAUUGUUCAAGACCUGGCGCUGCCGGUGGCGCCCGCAUCGGCUUCGAGCAUCUCGUGGGCCGACAGCCUCAAGGAUCGCGAUGCUCUUCCUCUCUUCGACAAGAACCUCGCCCAAACGAUAUCGCCCAACACGGGAGCGGCGGACAGGUUGGGCGUGCUCGAGGCCCUGUUCGAGCGCGUCCAGGGCCGGUGGUUCAGCCAGCGGCAGACGGUGAGCGUGGCCUUCGAGAGCGGGCCGUCGGAGGUGUCCAUGGGCUCGGUGCACACGGUGCUCGCCCAGGGCACCGACGACCCCUACUUUUGCGACACCCACACCGACGAGCUCAAAACUGGAGCGAUGACGAGGUCGAUAAAGCCGUGGCUAAAGUGGGCCAAUGUGCCGCACACGUUUCACAUGUCGAGUGUGGGCAUGAGCGAGACUGAAUGCCUGAGCUCGGUGACGGUCAACGUGGUGCUGGUGCACAGCUCGCCCAACGACGUCCGCAUCACGCUCACGCGUGAGGGCAAGCAGAGCGUGCUACCUCGGGCCAACAGCAUGAGCACCACCGUCCUCCUCAAGGACUUUGGCAAUGGCACACUGCCGCAGGAAUUCACGCCGCUCACAGUGCCAAAACUGGGGUCACUGGCGGGGCUGCCUGCGCUGGCUGAUUGGACGCUCGACGUCCAGCAGCAGCCACACUCGACUGGGUCGGGUUACGUUCUCAAUUGGUGGCUCGAUGUCGGGACCGACAACUGCCUCCACUUCCAAGGUACCGAAGCGCCGCCCCUCUGCAGCUUCGGCCAAGGGCAGCUGUACGCGCGUGCCGCCACCGAUGACGACACCGUGUUCCUCGAAUGCCCCGUCGGCAGCAUCAUCUCCGAGAUUUUGUGGGCGCGCUACGGCCGCAUCGAGGGCUCGUGCGAGGAGGCUAUCACGACACCGCUCACGGUGCACGACGCGUGCGAGGCCUCGCGGGCCACGGUCAAGAAGCGCGUGGCGAGCGCAUGUGUAGGGAAAACGUCGUGCGUAGUGCGCGCCGUUGACACCCUCUAUGGCGAGGUCGAGGGCGAGCCGUUCCUGUGCGCCGGCGAGCAGGUCGAGUGUCGCGAGGACCGGUCGCUGCUGGCCGAGCGGUCGAGCCGGCGGCAGGCGCUGUACGAGUCGCGCGAGCACCACGCGCAGGCGCACAUGGCGCCGGUGACCUAUGCCGGCACGGAGGACCACUACUUGAAGUCGACCAUGGUGCGCCACCACACGGAGCCCUUCUUCCGCCCGCGCCUCGACAACAACGGGAGCGUGGUGGUGGCGCGAGACCUGAGCAUGGAGUGCAGCUCGGAGCCGCGGGUGAAGAAGGCACUCAUGGUGCAGGCCCGUUGCAAA